UCUUUCUGGAUUAUCUGCUGGUCAUUAAUCUCUAAAGUCACUAUGUUUUGAAUGCUAUUGUAAGACUGUGGGAAAAAGAAAGCUGGUAGCUGACUGUACUGCUGGAAAAAAAUGACCUUCCCUCCUCCACACACCAGCUUUCAUCUAGAGAGGUAUAAAACAGGGGCUUUCAACCACAUUUAGCUAUACCUCUGUAACCAUGAAGUCCCUAAUGAUUCUGGUCUUCGUGGGUUUAGCUGUUGCUUUUUCCUCUGAUGAUGGAGACGAUGAUAAGAUUGUUGGAGGUUACACUUGUGAGAAGAACUCUCUUCCCUACCAGGUGUCCCUAAAUGUGGGCUACCAUAUCUGUGGUGGCUCCCUCAUUAAUAAAGAAUGGGUACUGUCUGCUGCUCACUGUUACCACUACCAGCGUUUUCAAGUGAGACUGGGAGAGAACAACCUCCAAGUUAUUGAAGGAAGUGAACAGCUUAUCCUUGCAGCAAAGGUCAUCCUGCAUCCAGGCUUCAACAGGGAGACCAACGACAAUGACAUCAUGCUGAUUAAGCUGAAAACACCUGCCAUUCUCAACAGAAAAGUUGCCCCCAUCUCCUUGCCUCGCUCCUGUGCCUCCACAGGCACAAGGUGUCUCAUCUCUGGUUGGGGCGACACCAAGAGCCACUAUGUUGAUUAUCCCAAGUUGCUACGGUGUUUGCACGUUCCCCUUCUGUCUGAUGCUGAGUGCCAGGCCUCCUACCCUAGUCGAAUCACAGAAAACAUGGUCUGUGCUGGUUUCCUAGGAGGAGGCAAAGAUUCCUGCCAGGGAGACUCAGGGGGCCCUCUGGUCUGUAAUGGAGAACUUCAGGGUAUUAUCUCCUGGGGCUUUGGCUGUGCUAUAAAGAAUUACCCUGGAGUAUAUACUAAGGUAUGCAAUUAUGUGGAUUGGAUUGAGGAGAUGAUUGUUGCCAACAGCUGAAGUCUCCAGAAUCCUCCUCUUUCCACCUCCAACUGGGCUCUGACUUAACACUGUGAAGUCAAUAAAAUAACAACCCUUUCAUUG
This is a messenger RNA of Sarcophilus harrisii (Tasmanian devil), 1036 nucleotides long. Its product is annotated as trypsin-like. Gene Ontology annotation, biological process: proteolysis. Gene Ontology annotation, molecular function: serine-type endopeptidase activity. The coding region runs from base 200 to 952 and encodes 250 amino acids. Lineage: Eukaryota; Metazoa; Chordata; Mammalia; Dasyuromorphia; Dasyuridae. The transcript is spliced from 5 exons. The record is from RefSeq and is a predicted model, not a curated record.